GGGCGUGUUUAACGGGACUUGUGAACCAGAAGAGAAGACAAGACUCAAAACUUCUCUCAAACUGUUCAAAUAAAAACUCGAUUUUUAUUUUUUUGUUGCUGUGAUCUUUCAAAGUAGAAUCAUCAACAAACCAUGGCAAUGUUUGAUCUUUCGUCGAAAUCGUUCGAUACCCAUUUAAAUUUCCCCAGAACUUUCGAUGAUCAUCCAGAUUCCGGCGUCUGUUCGCCUCCUCUGUGGAGAACUAGUCCACCCAAUAGUCCUCCUGCUCGCCGGCACAACAACGAUUACCAGAAUCUCUCUCCUGUUUCCAAGGCUCAAGUCAUCGCUCGUGGUCAACGUGAGCUUAUGGACAUGGUUAGUAAGAUGCCCGAGUCGUGUUACGAGCUUUCCUUGAAGGAUCUCGUUGAGGUUAACACGGAGGAAGACAAGGAGGGGAAGGUGUUCGAUGAUAUGCCUCAGAGAAUCAUAAGGCCGAGCAAAGUUGUGAGGAAGACGAAGAGUGAUAGAUGGAUCGAUCCUGUUCGAAACGGGGAUGUGAAAAACAGUGGGUUUCUUCUGAAAAUGGUGUUCCCUGUUAGCUUGGGUGCUAAGAAAAAGACGAAGAAGAAAGAUGAUGAUGAUUCCUCUGUGACAAGUAAAGGCUCUCGGAUUUCUCCAAGACCUUCGAUCUCUGAUUCGUCGACGAAACCAGAGGAUAAAGAUUGGUGGAAGAACGGAUUGUCGGAAUCGCGUAGGAGUCAAAGCUGUGUCUCAAGGAUCAACAGUGGGAGCUCAAAGAGCAGUGGUGGUAGUAGCAGUAGAAGCAACAGCGAUCGAAGUCGAAACAGUCUAAGAGAUGAAAACAGGGGAUGCUUAUCUUUCCUAUGGAAUGUACAUGUACGAGAUUUAAAAUGAUAAGUUGUUCAAUGGUUAUACAUUUCUUUCGCUAAGAAGACUAACCGGUUCAUAUGACCUCAAGCCACACAUUAAGUGGAGUCCACAAAUCCGUGGACGAAUGAAUCGGGGAAUGAUGAAGAUGAAACCAGAGGAUAUGAACAUCUUCAUCAAUGUACCACAAAGAUUCUAUAUUUUCCUUUACUUGUAGUUAUCCUAUAUUUCUGAGCGUUUUUUGUUUGUUUGUAAGUCUAUGCAAUGUACGUAUUGAGUUUCUGAUAAUGUUAUGUAGAUAGAGAUUCUUCAGCUUUUGCUAACAUAAAAAACCAUUAAAAAUGUACCAAUGCUCUCUCCUCAAUAAAUAUAAAAAAAUUAUGUA
Molecule: messenger RNA, 1252 nt
Organism: Capsella rubella
Lineage: Eukaryota; Viridiplantae; Streptophyta; Magnoliopsida; Brassicales; Brassicaceae
Exons: 2
Coding region: 133-894 (253 amino acids)
Source: RefSeq, a predicted model, not a curated record